Molecule: messenger RNA, 1229 nt
Organism: Orcinus orca (killer whale)
Lineage: Eukaryota; Metazoa; Chordata; Mammalia; Artiodactyla; Delphinidae
Gene: TAGLN3
Product: transgelin 3
Exons: 5
Coding region: 292-891 (199 amino acids)
Molecular function (GO): protein binding
Source: RefSeq, a predicted model, not a curated record
GGGAGGCGGGCGGGCUAGACUGACACACGAGAGGGCUGGCUUUUUGGACGGCUCUUAGCAACGGCCCUGGUUUGACCCUCCUCAGCCAUGAGAAAAUAGAAUCAGUGUACCAUUCUUCCAGGCGCGAUGCAGCAUCCGCAGCUCUACGUCAAGGGGGCCUUCCUCCCGGCCUGUUAAUUACCUGCUCUUUCCCAUCUCAGGGUUCCUGCCUUUGCAAAGUGUUCCUGGGAGGAGGGAAGAAACGACCGCCCCCCAGCCCCCUUGCUGCCUGGGGGCUUCAGGCUUGAUUAGAUGGCUAACAGGGGCCCGAGCUACGGCUUAAGCCGAGAGGUGCAGGAGAAGAUCGAGCAGAAGUACGACGCGGACCUGGAGAACAAGCUGGUGGACUGGAUCAUCCUGCAGUGCGCCGAGGACAUACAGCACCCGCCCCCUGGCAGGGCCCAUUUUCAGAAAUGGCUAAUGGACGGGACGGUCUUGUGCAAGCUGAUAAACAGUUUAUACCCACCCGGACAAGAGCCCAUUCCCAAGAUCUCAGAGUCAAAGAUGGCUUUUAAGCAGAUGGAGCAAAUCUCCCAGUUCCUAAAAGCUGCGGAGAUCUAUGGAGUCAGGACCACUGACAUUUUUCAGACCGUGGACCUUUGGGAAGGGAAGGACAUGGCGGCCGUGCAGAGGACCCUGAUGGCUCUAGGCAGCGUUGCAGUCACCAAGGAUGAUGGCUGCUACCGGGGAGAGCCAUCCUGGUUUCACAGGAAAGCCCAGCAGAAUCGGAGAGGAUUUUCAGAGGAGCAGCUUCGCCAGGGACAGAACGUAAUAGGCCUGCAGAUGGGCAGCAACAAGGGGGCCUCCCAGGCAGGCAUGACCGGAUAUGGGAUGCCCAGGCAAAUCAUGUAAGACGCUGCAUCCCGCAACCCAGUAGAGAGGAUGAACGUGCCACACCAUGGUCUCUAUGAUAAAGAAAUAGUUAGUCACCUUCUGACCUUCUCUUCUCAAAGCCUCCUGUCCCUGGUUUUUUGCAAGUGCUGCAUUUCUGCCGCGAAUCCACGUUGCCUACGGCUGCCACCUUCUGUUCAUUUAGAACUAUGCAAAGACUCCGCUUCCUUCCUCUUCCUGAGCUCCUUCUUUGCCCUGAAAGCCUUCAUGUACCUGAUUAUUUAUUUAUUUAUUUAUUUGCCAAAAAUUUCCCUCCUCAACUUAUAGAACGCACCUAAUAAACAAAUUAGUCUUGUGUC